This is a messenger RNA of Kockovaella imperatae, 1615 nucleotides long. RefSeq lists its product as hypothetical. The transcript is spliced from 3 exons. The record is from RefSeq and is a predicted model, not a curated record. Gene Ontology annotation, molecular function: DNA-binding transcription factor activity. Bases 397 to 1524 code for a protein of 375 amino acids. Gene Ontology annotation, biological process: regulation of DNA-templated transcription. Lineage: Eukaryota; Fungi; Basidiomycota; Tremellomycetes; Tremellales; Cuniculitremaceae.
CCAUCAACAUCGAUCUCACUUUGGUCCUUUCUAUCGAUCUACGCUGGACAUUUUCUCCACCGCCAACCAACAUCCUGCUCGCUGUCAGACUGAACUCCAUUCCUGAUUCACCGUCAUCAGCUUGCCGCCGGGUCUUUAAGAAAAUCACGUUUACGGCACAUUAGCGGGAGUUACCGAUUUUUCCCUCUCCUUUUCGUUCGGGGUAUCCAUCACCUGACGAUCAGGAAUCCCAUUCAUCUUCGACCGUUGGCGCGCUCACUUGACUCUGCUCGACCUCAGCUGGACAACUUUCGUCAUCGAAAACAGACUGGUCUGUACGUAAAAUUGCUCCUUCGGGAGGAGCAAGCAGGCAAAUUGUAACUCCGACCUAUCUUUGCGUCCCAAUCUUCGUGUGCCAUGUCGGUUCUGACCAGCAUGGCAAGCCAUCGCCAUGUCAUGGGGUCGCUCCCAUUCAUGCACUCUGCCUACGGCGACGAGGGAAGAUAUAAACCGAUGAUUCCACUGCCUCUAGCGCCUGUUCCAUCUUUCGAUCCAUACAACGUCCUUCAUCUCUACUGCCCUCGUCCGCAGCAUCCAUUAGCCCUCAACACCCUUCUCAAUCCAUCGGACGAAAUGUCUACAAAAAUCCACCUCCGAUUUAAAAAUGGACACUUUACCUCUGUGCCAACGGCUCCACCGCCCGUCAAGGGCCAAAAGGUGAGGCGUGAACAUCCCCUCACGCCCACGUCAAUCUCGACCACCGCGUCGAACUCGCCCGACCCAGCCAAUGAGGGUCAAAUUGACAAACCUCGCCCCACAUUAGAAAUGGCGAAGAAGGUGUACGAGGAAAAUCAGGCGGCAAUGUCAGGCCUCGACUUGCUCGCAUUGAUCUCAUCGACCCAACCUGUGACCUCUGCGCCUGCUCCCAUUGUCAAGUCGACCAAACGAAAAUUGUCCGUUGAGUCCACCGAUUCUACCGACUCGUCGACUAAAAGGGCCCGCACCACGCCUGUGAGGUCAAACUCAGGCUCUGCCUCCACCUCGACCGAUAAUGGGAGAGUCUGGGAUGUCCCUGGAGCCAGAGAAGCCUACGAAUUGGCCCAAUUGAUGCUGCCUCUUGCUGGCGAGCGAGCCAAGUUCAAGAUUUUCGGUAAUCAUCUAGGCCGAAACCAAGUCAUUGGAAUCAUCGUAUCCCUUGCCACUGGUCAACAUUACGACCGCAAAUCUAUUUCGUCCCACACCCAGACUUUGAAAAAUGACUCGAAAAAUGUAUCGCGUACCCCGGAACUUGUCUUGAACAAGAUCCAAGACAAAGGACCCAAAGCCUCCAAGGCCGAACUCGAGAACUUCGAGCUCCCCGACAGGCUUAAAGAUUUGAUCCGUAUGCCACGGGAAAAGUCCAGCAGCAACUGGUCGGACCCAUACCACGUCCCAAACGUCAAAUACCUCGGUGACUGGAUCCCCGCGGGUCUUCACAAAAACGACGCUGCGGAUUGGUUGAGGAAUAGGCAUCAUUCUCGAGUCCCGCCUUCCUACAGCCCAUAGGACAUUUCGGCGCACGGUCGCACCACACCCAAAAAACCACACGCACUUCGAACAUUUGGAGUGAAGACUUCUUCUUGUUCUUCGAUUUUGC